UUCCGGGUAGUGCUGGCUCCCCACCCACGACAGCCUUCCCUCUUGAUUUCUGGGUAUUGUAGUCCACCUUGUUUCAGUUUCCCUGGUACGAGCUGCCCCUAGUUACUGCUACCUUCGCCACAAAAAACUACAAAACCCAGAAUAUUGCGCAAGUUUCCCUCGUCCAAUAGGAACGCCCCAUGUAGGUAGGCGCGGAGGCCGGCUCUAGCAACUCAAGAUGGCGGACGACAGUGAGACAGCAGUGAAGCCGCCGGCACCUCCGCUGCCGCAGAUGAUGGAAGGGAACGGAAACGGCCACGAACACUGCAGCGAUUGCGAGAACGAGGAGGACAACAGCUACAACCGGGGUGGUUUCAGUCCAGCCAACGACACUGGAGCCAAAAAGAAGAAAAAGAAACAAAAAAAGAAGAAAGAGAAAGGCAAUGAGACAGACUCAGCCCAGGAUCAGCCUGUGAAGAUGAACUCUUUGCCAGCAGAGAGGAUCCAGGAAAUACAGAAGGCCAUUGAACUUUUUUCAGUGGGUCAAGGACCUGCAAAAACCAUGGAGGAGGCUAGCAAGCGAAGCUACCAGUUCUGGGACACGCAGCCCGUCCCCAAACUGGGAGAAGUUGUGAACACACACGGUCCCGUGGAGCCUGACAAAGACAACAUCCGCCAGGAGCCCUACACCCUGCCCCAGGGCUUCACCUGGGACGCCUUGGACCUGGGGGACCGUGGUGUGCUGAAAGAACUAUACACCCUUCUGAAUGAGAAUUAUGUGGAAGAUGAUGACAACAUGUUCCGAUUUGAUUAUUCCCCAGAAUUUCUUUUGUGGGCUCUCCGGCCGCCUGGCUGGCUCCCCCAGUGGCACUGUGGGGUUCGAGUGGUCUCAAGUCGGAAACUGGUUGGGUUCAUCAGCGCCAUCCCAGCAAAUAUACAUAUCUAUGACACAGAAAAGAAGAUGGUGGAGAUCAACUUCCUCUGUGUUCACAAGAAGCUUCGCUCCAAAAGGGUGGCUCCAGUCCUGAUCCGUGAGAUAACCCGGAGGGUUCACCUGGAGGGCAUCUUCCAAGCUGUUUACACUGCCGGGGUAGUAUUACCAAAGCCUGUUGGCACCUGCAGGUACUGGCAUCGAUCCCUAAACCCACGGAAGCUGAUUGAAGUGAAGUUCUCCCACCUGAGCAGAAAUAUGACCAUGCAACGCACCAUGAAGCUCUACCGACUGCCAGAGACUCCCAAAACAGCUGGGCUUCGACCAAUGGAAAAAAAGGACAUUCCAGUAGUGCACCAGCUCCUCACCCGGUACCUGAAGCAGUUUCACCUCACGCCAGUCAUGAGCCAGGAGGAGGUGGAACACUGGUUCUACCCCCAGGAGAAUAUCAUUGAUACUUUUGUGGUGGAGAAUGCAAACGGUGAGGUGACCGAUUUCCUGAGCUUUUAUACACUUCCCUCCACCAUCAUGAACCAUCCAACCCACAAGAGUCUAAAGGCUGCUUAUUCUUUUUACAACGUUCACACCCAGACCCCUCUUCUAGACCUCAUGAGCGACGCCCUUGUUCUCGCCAAAAUGAAAGGGUUUGACGUGUUCAAUGCACUGGAUCUCAUGGAGAACAAAACCUUCCUGGAGAAGCUCAAGUUCGGCAUAGGGGAUGGCAACUUACAGUAUUAUCUUUACAAUUGGAAGUGCCCCAGCAUGGGAGCGGAGAAGGUUGGGCUGGUGUUACAGUAACCAAUUGCCAGUGAGAUUCUGGAUAAAGCCACUGAGAAUUCAAAGCAGGAAAUGGAACCCCACUUGGUCCAAUUUUUACAAACGGGAGAAUCCCUGGCAAAGGAAACAGAACUGAACCGGCUUUACCAAACCGCCACUGAACUUGACAAUUGUAUUGCAAUGGCGUAGGCUGCGUGAUGUCACCUCUGGCCGUGUCUCUGGUCUCCCUGUUUUCCAAUUAAUCACAUCGUUAUGCAGCCGUGAUCAAGGGAAUGUAACUGCUGAAAACUAGCUCGUGAUUGGCAUAUUAUGGAGUUAACGGGUGAAUAAUAAAAGUAUAUAUAUAUAUUAUAUAUAUAUAUAUAAAUAUUUUAAAUAUCUUUCAUGUUCCAAAUGUACAAGGAUGUUUGAUCUCUGAUGAAAAACUGAAUCCAGAUCAUUUUUCAAAUUAGAACCUAAGGACAGUGCCAGACAAACACAUAUUGGUACAGUGAACUGUUUCUUCUGAAAGCAGGCAUUGACUUUUCUCUGGGGAGCCGGAGAAAGAGGAUGUGGGAAAUCUUGUCCAGUUCCCUUCUGAAUCAGCUGGAAUGAUUGGCUUCGAGAAGGCAGGGUGAGACGGUGGGGCUGUGCUGAACUUUGGGGAGAGCUCAGCUCUCAUGGAACAGCGGGUGAUGUCCUAGCUGGGGCUGACCCGACUCGGGGGCUUUCUUACCGGGGCCAGGCCUCUUCUGUAUUCUGAACCUGGGCAGCGGGGAUGAUCUGUGGUAGCAGAUUUCAUGAAUCAAGGCCCUUCUCCCAGUCCUCUUGGCCUGCUCCCUGUAGGAAGUCAUCCUGCCAACUGAUUUUUAAAUCAGGACUCUUUAGCCAGCUGUUGCCAACCUUAUAGGGAUAAGUCCCCUGGGAGAUUGUAUUUUUCCACUGUCUAGGGUGACUGGCAGUUUGAAGGGGACCUUUGACCUCCUUGUAGCAUCUAGGACCUGGUGGAGACCACAUCAGUGCAAGCUCUGCUUAGCUCGUCUCAGAGCAAAGAGCCAGCACCCUGAUGCCCCCAGGGUGGUUGGGCAAGGAUGGUGAGGGGCCACACCCAGACCUCCAGCCACCAGCCACCAGCCCCCGGCCUGUGCCUUCCAACCCAUUAGCCAUCUCUUGUGCUCUUUUCCAAGAGCAUAGCCUGCAAAUAGCGGCAAGGAGUAGUAGAUUUCCUGUCGCCAUUGUCUGAGUCUGAUUUUCUCUGAUGAUGUUUUGUGGAUUUUUGUGGUGGUGGUGGUGAUAGUUACUGAUGCUGCCAGUUUCCCCCAAAAUAAUGGAGCCUCCGGUCACGUGGCUGUCCAUGUGGGCAUUCCUCAGUUGUACUCUGCUAAGUGGCUUGGGGAGGUUUGGGCUGUGGAAUUGUCAGCAGCCCACAUCCAGGCUUGUAUGUAACUUUUGCUUUAGGAGGAAGUGAUGGGUGGAUGGUGUGAUGUGUGGGCCAGGGGGUUUCCUGGCUGCUUGUAGAGGGAAGGAAGCCUUAGCCGGCAGGCCAGGCUCAGUCUGGUCCCACUAACUGAAGCCAUGCUCUGCGGGCCAAAAGGCCUGUGUUGCAGGCUAUAGGUUUUGGUGAGGUUUGCCAGAGGCUAAUUUUGCAGUCUCCCAGAGCUGCAGGAAAUUGUAUACUUGGGAUGGGGCUGUGCUGCCCCUGCCCCUGCCCCUGCAGGGAUGCUGCCCACUUUCUGCAGACUGCUGCCAGAGCCAGCAACACCACUGUAUUGGAUUUUCAUCAGAGGCCUCGAGGGUCCUCCCUUCUUCCCGUCGUCCCUGUGCUGCAAACUGUAGGCACCGAUGGUGGCUGACCUUUGACUCCUGGACUCCAAGAUACCCAGACCAAAGAAGCUGCUGUUCUUAGCAAGAUGUGCACUGCAUUCUGCAGAUGGCAGGAGUCGGAGAGGCAAGGCUUGCCUGUACAGCCUCACAGACAUCAGACAGCUCCCCAAGGCCCAGAGUAGCCUCCCUGUGCAGGCUUCUAAGGGUAUCAAAGAACAAAGUGCCCGACUCUCCUACCUUGGGUAGGAUCUGGAACUUGGAAAGGCUCCCUGUCAUAGGCUUGGUCAGCUCUGGGCCCAGGCCCAGCCUGAGCUGCCUCUGAGAUUUGAGGUGUACAACAGCCCUGGGAGUGAGCUUUGCCUUGGUUGGCCCCAGUCAUGGAAUGGAAACUGAGGCCUGUGUUUGCUCCGGAAGAAACAGAUCUCCUGGAGAGGCCCCAGUGUCUUCCUCAAAACUCAUGCCUGCUUCUUGGAGUCUGCUGUUGUCUUAUGGUGGGGACCCUGCUGGCCAUUAGCACCGCCACCCAGGUCUGCAGGAGUUGGUUUGGUGGCUGCUGUUAGUCUUUUUGUCCCAACGGUCCCUGAGUUCUUCACUCAACCCCUUCCAGGACUUCAGGUCAGAGAGCUCGGAGAGAACCACUGCUUGGGGUUGGGGGCCUCCCCACAAGGAGCCUUGACUGGCUUGAACCAAACCAGGGAAGGACCCCGGGGCCUCCAAGCUCAUUAGCCGGGACCUGCCUCAGGCAGCCGCUGUUGGAGGACCUCCUGGGCGUGGCCCUCACCCUCUGCUGCCAGUACUUACUGGCGCUGGGCUUUCAGACUCUGUGUUCCAGAUGUUUGCCUCCUGCCUUUGGAUUAACUCUGCAUUUGACCCGAGACCCUGUGGCACAUUCCCACGGCCUCCUGUCUCUGUAGGGAGAGAGCUGGGUAGAAAGGAGGCCCCAGCUCUGGACUGAGGUCUACAUAAGGGCUUGUUUCCCCAAUGCACGCCUACUUCUGAAGACACUGACAUCUGCUUUGAAGGCCAGCCCACACCAAGCCACUUUAACACCUAGGAUUAUGGAAAAUUUGAAGCCUUGCCUGCAACUCCAUUCUAACUGCCGUCGCUUACUUGCUGGCUCACUAAAGCCCAGGGUGGAUGUCCCCGUGGUCUUGAAAUAUUUGCCCAAAGAUGAUCAGCAUUUAACCAACCUAAGGGCUGGCCCAUAGGCCUGGAUAGCUUCAUAGAGUUGCAGCCUGGGAGAUGGUGACUGCCAGGCUGGCGAGCGAGGGCAGGGGCGUAUCUCUGGCCAGUGCCUCCUCACCCAAUCCUUUUUGUGGCCUGGCCUACCUGCCCCAGAACCAAAGGAGACCCAGGGCUUCAGUUUACUACUGUAAAGUGAAGGCAGACCUGCAAACACUGUCCCUAGGGAGGCUGUGGAGGAACUUUUCAUUCCUGACAAUUCAGUUCAGAAAUACUGACUGACUGCCAGCAGGGCGUCACAUCCGGGAACAG
Vicugna pacos (alpaca) is the source of this 4984-nucleotide messenger RNA. It is a transcript of the gene NMT1, whose product is annotated as N-myristoyltransferase 1. NCBI's taxonomy places the organism in Eukaryota, Metazoa, Chordata, Mammalia, Artiodactyla, Camelidae. Gene Ontology annotation, biological process: N-terminal peptidyl-glycine N-myristoylation. Gene Ontology annotation, molecular function: glycylpeptide N-tetradecanoyltransferase activity. The record is from RefSeq and is a predicted model, not a curated record. Gene Ontology annotation, cellular component: cytoplasm.